Stylonychia lemnae is the source of this 3522-nucleotide messenger RNA. The record is from the annotation of a GenBank genome assembly. NCBI's taxonomy places the organism in Eukaryota, Ciliophora, Spirotrichea, Sporadotrichida, Oxytrichidae.
AUGUAGUAAAGUGAUUAAAAGGCUUAACAGACUUUUUAAGUAUAAAAGCCUCAAAUACAGUCUGCAUCAUCCAAAGAAUAUUAGAGUGAUGCCCACUAUACCAAUCCAUUGAUAAAAAAGAUUAGAUAGGCCUGUAUUGAAAUGGAUAUCGGUAUCGAAGAAGGAACCGCAUAUAUUUAUGAGGACGAUAUUGAUAAAGCUUUAGCAACUAUUUAAAAUGCUCUAGUGGUUUUGCAAGUAGCUUUAGUAAACUUGAAGAAACUAAUCGAGAUGCAACAAAUCAAAGUUGAGAAAGAAGUUAAUUUGAUUCAGGCUCAAAAUAUCUUCUCAGCUGAGAACUUAAAUCAAUAUAAGCAAGCAACUGUGAAAAAUUAAUAGUAAUAAAAUUAAGCAGAGUAGCAGUUUUUAUAACUCCAAAAUGACCUUAAAAGCAAGAUAAUUUCCCUAUCAGUUGCAAAAGACACCCCUGAGUAAUAUAAAUUACUGCACUAUAAAAGAUACUAAGCUAAACUGACAUUAUAAUCCUGUGCCAUUAAGUCAUAGCUAGAAUAGCAUGAUAAGGCACUGAUUGGUGCUAGACAAGGAUUGAAAACUUGCAUUUAAGUCUUUAAUUGCAGCUAUAUAAUGUGUAAAUCUGAGAUAUAGCAGACAAUAGGUAUAGAAAAUAUUGAUCCUUAAAAUAAAUCAUCCAAUAAGCCUAAGGCUAAGAGCAUGGUGACAAAUAAUAAUCUCAAUCAAACCAAACUAAAAGAAUCUUAAUACUAAUAUUAAAGUAAGCAAAAAAGCAAAACACCUCAGAAAGAAUAAUAAAAGAAGCAAAGUUAUAAAAGAGCUGAUAAUGGCUCCAAAAUUUCAUAAAGGAGGCAGAGUCAUGAUCCAAAGCCUGUCAAAUUAUUACUUAGAAAUCAUAAUUUGAGGAAGACUAGCUCUCCAGAUCCUAGUAUCAUUUAAGGAGAUAAUUCUAAAUUCUAUCGAAAGGGAGGAUCAAAUACUUCUCACUCACCUUACUCAGCAUACUCAUAUCACUCUAAUGGUUCUGAUAGUCCAAAAAAUAGAAUCUUAAAACCAAAAAUGUAAAAGCUUGGCUUAGGUUCUAGAAAGUCAUCGAUUAAAUCAACUUUAAAAUUUCAUUUAAGUGGAAGUGAGGAUGAAUAAAGUUUAGAGAGAAUUCACACUUUCAAUCUUAAGAAUGAUUUGAAAUUGGCAGAUAUUUUAUCAGCAAAAAAAAGAGAAAAUGCGCAAAAUUAGAAUAAAGAAAAUGAAGACAUAGGUGAUGAUAAGAUAUCUCCAUAGAAAAUAAAAUAAUUGAUGUUGUAUAAAGAGCUAGGACCUGCCUUAACAAAAAUCUCUGAUGAAAAGUAAAUGUCUUUGAACUCACCCACAAAUUAAGACCCUUUAUUGUAAUCAAUAUCUACAAGAGAUUAAUUUACAUCACCAAAACUCAACAAGAAUAUAAUGACAACUGAAGACAGAAUUAAAAAGAAGAAAUCAAGGCAGACUGUUGGGCCUAUUAAUUGCUAUGUAGAGGAGCAAGCCAGAGUGCUAGAUUCUUUUAUGUAUGAUUCAUAUCAGAUUUUUAAAUCUCUAAUAAAAAGGCUCAACCAUUUUCUAUUGUUUACUCAAAGUAAAUAGCCUGAGAAUUUCCAGGAAUUUGAAGAUAAUUGUGUCUUAAAGCAGUUUCUGGAAGUUAAAAAAUCCUUCAAAAGUAAUUAAUCGUAAAAAAACCUAAAAUUUGUUAAAAAUUUCGCAAGUUAAUAGCAUGUUGAUGCUCUAAGGAAGAAUGAUAAGUAUAAAUAUGCUGGGAGAAAUGUAUUGGGUGUGCGAUAAAUAGAUGAUUGGAUUAAUAGUCUAGAAAUUGGUCAUGUGAUGUAGCUUAACCCAAUGACAGCAUAAGAAUUAACAUAAACAAUAAAUAAACAUCAUGAGUUUUAGAAAGAUCCUAUGCUGGAAAAAUUAGUGCUCCUAGUAGUAGCGUUUUUUUCUAUUGGUACAGAAAUGAGAUUAGUUGUCCAAGAAGAUAAAUCUAAGGAUCUCUUUAAGUAAAGCGAACUAUGGCAUGCUUAAUCAGUAUUUUUCGGAUCAUACUAUAUCCCAUCUUAAUGUCCACUAGUUACACAUGUAAUAAACAGCUAUUUCAAGCAUUAUGCAGAUAGCUAAGAAAGUAAAAUUGAGAGCUUAUAGAUUCCUAAUAAUCAUGAGGGGUAGGAUACCAAAAGAUAGAGGGAUUAAUAAGGAAAAGUUAAAUAGAGUAAAACAAUACUAUAGAAGUAUUUGAUAAAGCAGAUAGUUCAUAAUCAAAAAGAUGGAAAGAGCUCUCCAAAAUAUAAUAAUCUCAUUACAACGAUUAGUGAUGAAAGAAGAGGUUCAGGCUAAGGACUAAAAAUAAAAAGAGAUCUAUCCUAAAGAGAAACUAGAAAGAAGAGUAAGACUAAAGUAGUAAAACUCCAAAGAGUUUCUAAAGAGAGAUCUAAAAGUCCAGCAACUUAUACUCUCUCUUAAGAAAAUAAAUCAAUUACCAAGAAGAGAUAACCUACUCCAGAAAAGAAGAAAACUAUUAACUAAAAUAGCUCAAAGAUAAACUUACUAAAAGGGUUUUUAACUAAUACAAUAUAAAAAGAUUAGUUAAAUUGCUCCAAUAAAAAAUCUGCCAAAAAAUCAAAAUACAAUAUGUUUGAUGGAUCUAUUGGAAAAAAUUCAUCAACUAAUAAUUAAGAAAUUAUAAGUAUUAAUGUACCAGUGAAUCUUGAACAUUUGAGCUAUAGAUAUGAUGCAUCUCAGAAUCAUGAUUAUACAAAUUCCUGUAAAAAUUAAACUCAGAGGAAAUUUUUGUUUGUCCCAGAGGAACUUUCUGAAAUAACUAGCGAUAGGGAUUACGAGAGAUUUAGAUUUGAUCUUCCUAUGCAAACAAACAAGAGGGUUACAAUGCUUAAGAAUAUAUAAAGCUAAAGUGAUCUUAAUUUUUAUAAUAACAAUCACCUUUCCAGUUCAACUUAAAGACGUGCAUCAUUGAAUUCAACGCAAAAGAAACUCAUAGUUUCUAAAAUAACUUAGUAAAGGACUAAAACUCCUAGUAGAAAUUCUCUGCAAAAAACAAAUAGUGCAAAAGUUGGGAUCUAGUUAGCCAGUAGGUAAGGGAUCAAUGAAAUACUAGAAAAAUAGAGAGUUAAGCAAUUAUAGACAUUCACGAGAUUGUAAUAGAAUACUAAUCAUUAAUCAAGAUUUAUUAAUGGAUAGGAUACACUUAUGUCUAGAGAUAUGAUAAAUCAAGUAGGCUCUACAGAAAGAUUUCAAAAUUCUAAAACAAUUUAGGCUAAUAUAAAUCAGAUGAAUAGCCCUCUGAGCAAUACAAACCAUUAGUACCCUAACUGCUAUAUAAUUGCAUCUCAUGGAAAUAUCUAACCUUUAAAGGCAAGCAAUAAAAAAAGAAAGAAAGAUCCCAAAAUAUAUGGGAAUGGUAACAUAGCACUCAACGCAGCAGACAAAAAAAAUAAAACAGAUCUAAGAAAAUAUAUAAAUAUUUGA